This is a messenger RNA of Cladocopium goreaui, 6702 nucleotides long. The record is from the annotation of a GenBank genome assembly. Lineage: Eukaryota; Dinophyceae; Suessiales; Symbiodiniaceae.
AUGACUUUAGAAGUGCAAGUUCGGGUCUUUGAGGUGCGCGAUAUGAAGAAGGGAAAAGCCCUGGAAGUGAUUAUGGAAAUGGAUCUUGCGUCUCUGCAAAGCGUCAGAGAUUUUACAGAGCAGUACAAAGGGCCACUUGUUGGCCUCUCAGGCACUAAAGCCGGUGCAUGGCAGGCAUCAGAUGUGUUGGUGCACAACGCAGCUAUUUUGGGUACUGAAGACACCAUCCGUACUCAGGGAGGUGUGCCCUUGGAGUGGGGCAUGGAUGCCCUGAAGCAAUAUGGGAAGGAGCUGGGUCUGACCGUGGAUGAGGUGGACCUGGCCCUUCGACUUGAGAGGCCGGCAAGUGAUGCCUCUUGGGUCACUGCGGCUGAUCUGGGCCCUGAGGCCCUGCGCAUAGCGGUAGAGACCAUGGAGUCUGGCCGCUACGUGGAAUAUGCCUGCUAUGAUGACCGCGGCAAUCCACAAGGAAGGGCCAUCAUCAAGCUACGAAGCUGGGAGGAUCAAGUGCAAGGACUCCUGACAGCUGAGCAUGGUGAGGCCUCAGACGAGUACUACCAAUGGUACGCUGACAACACGCUGGCAGCUGGUGCAGUCUACCACAUAUGCAGUGGUGAGCAAAAGCGCUGCCGAAUGAAGCUGGCGAGGGGUGACAAGCGUGAGAUGGUCCAUUUGGAUCAUUGGAGGCUGUUGAGUCCUGCGGCCAUGAUGAAUGCGGCCUACCUGCGCCCGCUGGGUGAGCGGCUGGGCCGAAAGCAGCUUGAGGCCAAGGCUCAAGCCAAGAUGGCAGCACCAGUGGUAGACCCUCCAGGGGGAACCGGCUUGGAAGCUGCAGUGGAAGCCGCUAGGAAGGCGGUUGAGAGCAUUGGACCGGCACAAGGUCAGGCUAGAGAGCGCAGCCCGAGGCGAAGGCACUCUCAGUCACCCAGUGAAAAGAGGGGAAGGACGAGGAGUUUGGAUGAGCAUCUCCGAAAGGGGAUUGAGAGGACCAAGGAGCUUGAAAGGUCCAGGUCAAAGAAACGUGGCAGGACAGACAAGACGGACAGACGAGAGAGGUCCAGUGACUCCAGUCGGUCCAGUGGGAGCUCGCAUUUUCGGAAAACCUCAGCUCGGGGAGGGGACCUUUGGCGAGUUGCCCAAAAGAAGCCCGGGCACCUGGCGGUCAGAUCUCUCAACGAGAUGACUCGCUAUUUAUCAGAGCGGACCGAUUGGGCCGAGGACGAGAACGCCUGGAGCGGGCAAAAGGUGAUGGCGUACUUGAAUCAGGUCGUCCUUGUGAAUCACCAGCCCGCAAAGAUAGGAGUCCGGUCCCACAGAGAGCUGGUGACACUAGCCAUGGCUCUAGACGCCAUUCUGGCGGGCCAAUUAAAGCAGAGCCUGGAUCUGCUCAUGCAGCGCUUCAAGGCGGUCGAGGCAUCCUUCCAGGAAGGGGGAUGGAAUACCGCGAAGCAUCUGGAGAUCAUUCCCCCCUCGGCGGCAUCGCUCACGAGGGAGGACGAGCGCCACAUGGCCGCCAGAAGCUCCGGCCGAGCGGCGCCCAAGCGCUUGGAGGACCGGCCCAGAGAAGCAAGGGACAAGAGUCCAUUUCGAGGAAAGGCGCCGGCAGGAUUCCCGACAAGAGGGCCACCCCUUGACGUCCUUGACGAUCGGCCACAAGUCAGAUCCCGAAAAAGAAGGGCCGCCUCCGAGCCCAAGGAACUCUACAGGGAGCGAGACAGGAGGCAAUCCAGUGAGCCCCGGAAGAAGAGCAGAAAGGCGAAAGCAGUGGAUACAGAAGCAAAAGGAAAGGAGGAAGAACUUCCGAAAAGCCGGAAGGCCAGACGCCGACGACGGGAAGAAUCGGAGGAAUGUGACCUUGACUUGAAUGCGGCGGCCAGCUCCCUUUUGAGGGAGUGGCUGUCAGACAAUCCCCCCAAAGGGUUAUCCUCCGCUCAGUUGGUGAAACACCUGGCCUUGCAGUUGAUGGCAGUUGAAGGCCCCCUGAAGGAAUACUUCCUUUGGUCUCUGCAAUCCCCGUCACCGAGAGAGGGGAGGAUGCAGAAUCUCUUUCCUCUCCCGUUGUGGUAUGAUGGAAGGGAGGCCUUGAAUGAAAUUUUAGAUGAGAUGAAGGUUAAAGAUGAGCCGGGUGACUGGCGAAAGCGAGGGGAUACAAAAGGUCGAGCCUCCAAGGUUUUGAGAGGCCAGGGUCUCCGGGCGUGGCAUGGCCUUGUUGUCGUGAUGCUGAAUUUUAUGUAUGGUGACAGGGCAGUGGGGACAAGGCCUACGCCCAGUGGUCAGGCCACGGCCCCACAGGAGAGGGCCCUUGAAACCUUGUGGGAGCUGGUCCGGGUUUUCAUUGAUGAGAAGGAGGCCAAUGGGGUACCGCGGACGUCAAUGGAAGACUGGGACGUGGCCAUUGACUCACUUAGGGUGAGCUAUACCGGUGAGGUGAUUGAAAAGGCGGUCCCCCUCACCCUGAAUCAGGUUUUGCCGGGCUUGCCCUCUCCGGAGCAUGGUGGCCUGGUAGACAUCCUUGCGGUGUUGCCAGAAGAGCUCCAGGAGACAGUGAAGCACCCGGAGAAACUGGUGCUGUGCCCUGAAAUGGAGGGCGUCAAGCUCCUCAACGGGGCCUUUGGGGUUCCAAAGCCUGGAAAGGUGACACCAGAGGGGGACCCCGUCCUUCGUUUUAUCAUAGACCUCCGCAGCACCAAUUUCUUCAUGGCCCAGAUCCAGGGCGACACCGGGCUAUUGACGGGUGCUGCAUCUUUUCAGAGGCUGAUCAUUGAGGACCAGCAUGAGCUUUUGGUUUCUGGCGAAGACCUCACCUCAGCCUUCUAUCUCUUCCGUUUGCCUGAGGCUUGGGCUGACUACAUGGUGAUAGAAAAGGAGGUGCCACUGGAGGCGCUGGACCUCGAAGGCAGUGGCAUGACCCGUUUAGGGGUAUGCGUACUGCCGAUGGGCUGGGCCUCAGCAGUUGGCCUCAUGCAGGCCGCACACCGGCAGAUCGCCCUGAGAAGCAGGGCCCUUGGAGGCGCUGGUCUGAGCGCCCUGGCCGAAAUUUCGAGGGCAGCAGUUUUUCCAGACCUGAGCGAGAUGCCGGCUUGGAACAUCUACUUGGACGACACGACAGUGAUCGAACAAGUUGAGAAGUGUGUGGUCGCUGAGUUGGAAGGAAAGCCGGCUGAAGAGCAAGAGCAGUUGCGGAAGGCGUAUGCCUGGUGGGGCAUACCUGUCAAUGCGGAAAAGGCAUUGAAGCGGGUGAGAGAAGCUGAACGCCUUGGCUCAUUGAUAGAUGGAAAGAAUGGAGUGCUGAGGACCAAGGCAAAGCGGAGCCUAGAUCUGUACGGAUUGGGUUCUUGGAUCAGAUCUCUCAAGAAGGUCCCAAGAAAGGCCUUGCAGGUGUACGCUGGAAAGGCGGUCCACAUUCUGCAGUUUCGGAGAUGUUUAUUUUCUGUGAUGGAGGUGAUUUUUGUGGAAAUUGCAAGGGGUGCUGAGGAGAUUGUGAUCAGCGGUGCGCUGCAGCAAGAAAUGCUUUUGCUAGAGGCUAUGCUGCCUCUUGCUCAGUUUGACCUGAAGGCGCGGGUGGACCCUGUGGUGACCUGCAGUGAUGCCUGUGAGACCGGGGGAGGAAUGUGCAUUUCCUCGAGGCUCACACGGGCUGGGCAAGAGGAAGCCAUGCGCCUGGCCGAUCAUGGGAUCCAGACGCCACCCUCGGGGUUUCCAACCUUCACGCGGGCAAUUCCGCGCAAGAAACCGCCACCAUCACCAGCCGGCUUGAGCGGAACUGACGAGGUGGCGAAGCAACGUUGGGUGGAAGACAAGUUCCGCUACCCGCCGUACACCUAUGCUGAAGUCUACAUGGUGAAACAAGAUGGGAUUCUGAGACCGCUGAAAGCCCUUGAAAGGGAGGUCCUCAUGGGGUUUCCAAGGGGCUACACGGCAGCUCUGUCAAAGAAAACCCCUCAAGGGGAAGAUGAAGUACAAGCAGCAGAAGAUAUGCGCUGCGCUGCACUGGGAAAUUCGUUUCACACAAACACGGUGGCCAGUCUCAUUGACCUGGCGCUUUUCAAGAUGGGUUUGAAACCCUUGAUCGGGGCAAAGCAGAUCGUGGCUGCAUUUGUCCGGUCGGCCCAGCAGCCAGCUGAACCAGAGGCGCCAGUCAAAGAUGACCUCUCAGACACCGAGCAGGUGGAGAGAGGCCGUGAGGAUGAUGAAGUGACGGUGGCCGGUGAGUUGGAGAUGACCGCCAUUCAAGAAGUGUCAGAACAAUUUCCAACGGAUGAAGAAUUACUUGAAAAGGAACGGAAGCUGAGUUCCAAGCUGGUGGCAGCUUUUGUCAGAAGACAAGAGUUCCGUGGAUCAGAUGUGCGGCUGGAUUUGGGAAGUUUGUUCCGGCCGGAUUCCUUCCCCCGCGGAAGCAUCGAUCCAUCAAGAUGGCUGUGGCAUCCGGCUCAAGCCUACCCCUUUGAGCGCUCAGAGCACAUAAAUGUGUUGGAGCUUAGAGCGCUGAUCCACUCCUUCGAAUGGAGGGUAAGAUCAAGCCAGUUUUCUCGUUGCAGGGCACUACACCUGACCGACUCCAUGGUGGCGUUGGCGGUGGUCGUCAAGGGACGUUCCAGUGCCAAAGUGCUCAAUCGACUUCUGCGAAGGUUUGCCGCCCUACAACUGGCGGCGGGUAUUUACCCCGUCUGUGGCUGGGUUGAAUCAGAAGACAACCCAGCAGACGAACCUUCCAGCGAAUUGCUCUCCUUGGGCCCAAAGGACAUCACUUUUGGCAACAAUAAAGCUGUUGUCUUUAUAUCCAGUUCCAAAGGAACCAAGAAGGCGUUCUUACCUCUAGAACGCCUGGAGUUGACAGAGCCGUCAGCCCUGCAUGCGCUCAGGGAACUGAUGAAGCUGUCAAAGCAAUCACCCGUGUUUUGGGUUGAGUCUAGGCUAGCCUGGGUUUGGUAUCCUGGUGUGGCUUUGGAUGCCUUUAUCAAAGGGUUCUUGCUCACACUGCUUUUGCUUCCUCACCUGGAGGAAAGCCCUGCGGGGCGUAUCGUAUAUGUUUCUGCAAAGGCACAUGAGCCAAGGAAAAUGCCAAUGCUCGGCAAUCUCGCUGGCUCUUAUGCCGAUUCCAAGUUAGCGCAGGAGGAUGCGCCAAAGACGCAAAUUCACGUGUCUACACAUCCUUCUGUGCAGGACAGUGAUAUCAAGAAGUUGGAGAUGGUGGCGGUAUCAGGCCGCUACUACUCAUCGCUGUCACCUCCUUUGGUGAAGUGCGGCAAGCAGGCGGAGGACUGUGGAGUGGCCAGCGUUUCUGCUACUGCUUCCAACCGCCUCUUGCAAGAGGACAGUCGAAGUUUCGGGUUGGAGAUUGUUGGAGGACGAGGAUGGUGCUCCUCAAGUAGUAUCGAUGUCAGUUCCAGUCUCAACGUCUCACCAGCUCCAAAGACUUCUGCGGAUUUCGAGAGGCCCUUUUCGAGUGCCAAACACCGCCGCUUGGUGUUUCGGUCCUGGCUUGCGAUGGGGAGCAGGCUGGCCGUGCACUUCUUGAUGCUGGAGCAUCCUUUGCAAUCGUUGCCACGGGACAACUGCGUCAGUUUUGCAUCUCGAGUGCAAUUAGCUUUCAGAGCUGCCAAAGAGGCUUUGAAGAUUUCUGCGAAUGCAGCAAUCCGCGCAGAUGCACCCCAGUUGAUUCUUCUAGAAAAAGGUUCGCUUCCGCCUGCUCCGCUGGGAAGGAGCUGCAAUUUGUGGGUGCCAGUUGCUAUAUCUCCUGAGACCCGAGGCUCAGCCCAGCAAGGAGUGGUCGCAGGUGACGUCGAGGAACAGCCAUGGCCCAUUUGUCGACUAUGGCAGCGGGACGAUCCAAUACCCGUUCCAGCGCUGCCUGUGAGUACCUCUAGCAGAAGCCUUCCAGAGGAUUGUGAGGACUUUCUGGGGCGAGGUUCUGACCUUCAAAGGCUUCUGCAACAACUUGGGGCGCCAAGAGGUCGGCGUGUGAUCGUCCUGCAUGGACCCUGCGGAAUCGGGAAGAGUGCGAUCAGCGCAGAACUUUGCCGCUUUGCAACUGCUCCUGGGCGCAGAUUUGCACCGGUCAAGGGCAGGCACCGGUUGGCUUACGUGUCCUUGCAAAAUUCAUCGAUGGAUUCGGAGACAGGCACAGAGGCUUGCGCCCACUUAUCAAUUUUCGCUGCUGCUGCUGGGCUUGCCUCCAAUGGACGAGCAUGUUUGCUGAUCGAUCGUGCGGAGAAGCAGUUUGGUUGGAGAGACGAGUUUGUUCCUGAAGUACUUGACAAGCAUCCGCAGCUGUGUCUUCUAAUUACAAGGCGAUCACCGUUGUACAGGCUUGAUGGUGAAGGAGGAGACAGGUGGAAGCCGGUGAACAUUGCCUUGGGGCCGCUCCCAGACGUGGAGGCGGCCCAGCUCUUCCUUCAAAGGCUGCAUCGGCCACUCUUUCCGUUGGAUCUAUGGCCAGCUGCAAAGGCAGCUGCAGAGCCAUUGCGGCCUAAUGAGGAUCUUUUGCGCAGAAUUGCUUCGCUUCCAGCACUGGUCGCAUGUGGGGGUCUUCCUCGCCUCGUGGUGCGGCUAGCAGCUGAAGUGACUUGGGAGCUUCCGUCACUGCUGGACCUUCAGCCUGAAUGGCUCAAAGUCGAGUCUGUCAGUCACGGAACAGGAUAUACAGGCUACGGCUUUAGGCCACCGCCCUGCGUCAGUCGCGGAACGAGUCGUGCUUCAUGA